Polyodon spathula (Mississippi paddlefish) is the source of this 1428-nucleotide messenger RNA. RefSeq names its product REC8 meiotic recombination protein b (gene rec8b). Gene Ontology annotation, cellular component: cohesin complex; synaptonemal complex. Lineage: Eukaryota; Metazoa; Chordata; Actinopteri; Acipenseriformes; Polyodontidae. Gene Ontology annotation, molecular function: chromatin binding. The transcript has 14 exons. The record is from RefSeq and is a predicted model, not a curated record. Bases 1 to 1428 code for a protein of 475 amino acids. Gene Ontology annotation, biological process: mitotic sister chromatid cohesion; synaptonemal complex assembly; replication-born double-strand break repair via sister chromatid exchange.
AUGCCUAACCUGCCCAGACCUCGCUUCUCCCUCUACCUCUCCUCUCAGCUGCAGUACGGAGUGGUCCUGGUCUAUCACAGGCAGUGCGGGACUAACCUGAGCCUGCCUGACAACCUGUCCCUGCUGGAGACAUAUGAGGGAGCCAUGGACCCUUUCUUCGGAGUGAUGGAGGAGCAGCUGGAGCUACCCAGCCCCCUGCAGCUACCCCAGAUGAGGCACAUUCUAGAGGCAGCCACUCCAGAGCGCCCGCGAGAGGAAAGUCCCAGAGCAGCAGCCGUGGAACCAGAUUUCCUCACAGUGUCCCCCGAGAGCAUCACUCUGAAGGAGACUGAGCCUAUCCUGCCUCCGAGGAUCGAGGUUCAGUUGGAGGACAGAGAGAGGGAGCGAGAAGCAGAGAGAGAGCCGGAGAGAGAGGCAGUGGAGAGCAUCGUUUCACUGGAGCUUCCCCGAGGGGAGCUGGGUCCGGAGUUGGACUCUAUGGUUCUGCUGGACGAGGUCACUGGUCUUCCAGUAGAGGUCCCGUCUAUCCCAGCAGCCACCGUGUCGGUGGAGGUGACCCCCCCCAGAGAUAUCCCCAUUCCCUCCCCCACCUCCCCCCUGAGAGAGGAGAGUCCAGAGCUCCAGCUUGCUGCCCUCCCAGAAGCCCCCCCUGCUGCCGUGACCCCCCAGCGCAGACGCAGGCAGCUCCGAUUCAUCGACCUCAGCACGCAGAUAUCCCAGGAUGCACUGCGGGAGCAGAUACGCAACCCCCUGGCCGAGACACGCCCGCUGGAGGAGAUGCUUGUUGACCCACCAGAGAGACGCAGGAGGACUCCGGUGGAGCUCUUCAACGCGCCCUGCUGCACCCCCCCUCUCCCCCCUCCCCUGCUGCGUCUCUGGCGCCACUGUGCUAUCGUCUCCCCUGUUGACUACGCUGCCAGGAGAGCGAGGGAGCGACUGGAGAGGAGAGAGGAAGAGGAGGAGAGUGAGAUGGAGGUCGUUCUCGAAGCUGUUGAGCCCAGCAUGGCUCAGAUUGAGAUUUCAGUUCCCUCCGAGAUGCUCCUGGAGGUGUCUGAUGAGGAGCGCUCGCGCAGUUUCGUCACUCUGGAGAGCAGAUGGUCCCCAGUUGAACCAGCGCAGCCAGAAGUAGAGGCAGAGCGUCCGAUCCUGGAGGGCAUUCCCGAGGAGAUCGGCGUUCCAGAGGAGAGGGAGGAACUGGAGGAGCCCGUGACUGCAGAGUCCAUGCUCAGAUUGGCCUCAGAGCAGAUUGAUCGCUUCGGGGAGACGUACUUCGAUAUCCUGGCGCCUCACGGGAUCCUCAGGAAAGUGGCAGCCGUGUUGUUCUUCAGAGUGCUGGAGCUGUGUCAGAGGAGGGUUCUCACUGCAUUUCAGUCUGAGCCCUACGCUCGCAUCCUCAUCCGCCCAGGAGCCCUAUACAGAGUUCAGUAA